UGCUGCGGUGGGGGAACUUGUCUGUCUGUCCUGACCAGCGGACGCUUCCGCCUUGUUAUCCUGCACGUCGGCCCCGCCUGCCGCGGCCUUGCAGAGCGUAUCCGAGAGCCCGGAGUGCGGGGACCCAGAGUUCCUGGGCUCCGGGCGACCUUGGGCAAGUCUUACUUGCUGGGCCUUAGUUUCUCUAACUGCACCAGGGAGUUGGGGGGUAGAGAAAGAAUUUAACCUGUCUAACCUGCUCCCAGCACUCACAUCCUGAGAUUUUGUGAUUUUCUGUGCUGAGUGGGGACAUGGGAGGAUCCUUAAAGCCAUCCCACCCGUCACUGCUCCCACAGGUCUUGGCCAUGUACGGCUCUGGAGAAAGGCGGCUGGAAGCAGCAGGGCCCAGACGUAGAAAGGCUCACAGACCCCGGGAAGAGGUGCCCUCCUCCCCACCCCCAUCCAUGGCUGGAGGACAGGGGAGGGGGACUCAGAGCCCUGGCUCCCCGGGAAAUGGCGGUGUGGUAGGGGACCGUGAUGUGCAGCUGUCCAAGGCACUGUCAUAUGCUCUGCGCCACGGGGCCUUGAAACUGGGGCUCUCCAUGGGGGCCGAUGGCUUCGUGCCCCUGCGUGCCCUCCUGCAGCUGCCCCAGUUCCGCAGCUUCUCAGCUGAAGAUGUGCAGCGCGUGGUGGACACCAGCGAGAAGCAGCGCUUUGCCCUAUUGCCCGGGGACCCCAGUACCGGUCCGCUCAUCCGAGCCAAUCAAGGCCACUCCCUGCAGGUACCUGAAUUGGAACUGGUGCCCCUGGAGACGCCACAGGCCCUCCCUCCCGUGCUAGUCCAUGGUACUUUCUGGAAACACUGGCCAUCCAUCUUGCUCAAAGGCCUGUCCUGCCAGGGAAGGACACACAUCCACCUGGCCCCAGGAUUGCCAGGAGACCCUGGUGUCAUCAGUGGGAUGCGGCUGAAUUGUGAAGUGGCUGUGUUCAUCAACGGACCCCUGGCCUUGGCAGAUGGAAUCCCCUUCUUCCGCUCUGCCAAUGGGGUGAUCCUGACUCCAGGGAAUGCAGAUGGCUUCCUGCUUCCCAAGUACUUCAAGGAGGCCUUGCAGCUGCGUCCUACCCGAAGUCCCCUCUCCUUGGCUGGUGAUAAAGAGACAGAGUGUCAGAGUGGCCCCAAGCACAGCCCCAGACCAAGAAGGAUGACCCAACAAUAAAAUAUUUAUUUAUAAG
Messenger RNA from Tupaia belangeri chinensis (Chinese tree shrew), 1212 nucleotides. It is a transcript of the gene TRPT1, whose product is annotated as tRNA phosphotransferase 1. Gene Ontology annotation, biological process: tRNA splicing, via endonucleolytic cleavage and ligation. Gene Ontology annotation, molecular function: tRNA 2'-phosphotransferase activity. The transcript is spliced from 7 exons. Bases 291 to 1196 code for a protein of 301 amino acids. The record is from RefSeq and is a predicted model, not a curated record. Lineage: Eukaryota; Metazoa; Chordata; Mammalia; Scandentia; Tupaiidae.